Molecule: messenger RNA, 7227 nt
Organism: Silurus meridionalis
Lineage: Eukaryota; Metazoa; Chordata; Actinopteri; Siluriformes; Siluridae
Gene: erc1a
Product: ELKS/RAB6-interacting/CAST family member 1a
Exons: 19
Coding region: 394-3372 (992 amino acids)
Biological process (GO): maintenance of presynaptic active zone structure; neuromuscular synaptic transmission; regulation of synaptic plasticity
Cellular component (GO): cytoskeleton of presynaptic active zone
Molecular function (GO): structural constituent of presynaptic active zone
Source: RefSeq, a predicted model, not a curated record
CGUUACGUCACCGAGCUCCUUCCAUCCCUGAUGGGAAAGGAUGCUGCUAAUGUCUGCAUGUAAAGAAAAAUAAUAAUUAAGAAAAAAUCAAGCAAUACAAGAGAAAUAGGCGUCCCCCUCCUAUCAGGGCGCUGUUUGAACGCUGCAGGCUGCAGGACGUGGAUUUCAACCCAUGGAUUAAAACAACAGAUGGGCACAGUAGGUGUUCCACAUUAGCUUCGAACAGACAGUCCUCUCCCAGACGAAGGAAAAGAAAUCUGCUGUUCUUGUACAAAGAAGAACGCAAGAGUACGUCUUUACAUGAAAGAAGAAUGAUUCUUUGUUAACAGCUUGGGUGUGGUACAUAUUUGUCCUAUCUUCACUUUGUCUACUGGUUGUAGUCUGUCUGUCAGGAUGUACGGCAGCUCUCGCUCUGUGAGCAAAAUGGAUGGCAACCACAGUGGGAAUCGGAACAGCCAGGGUAACUCAGGCCGAUCUCCACGGCUGCCACGCUCACCCCGAAUGGGACACCGCCGCACUAACAGCAUGGGGGGCAGUGGUGGUGGGCCUGGUGGCCCUGGGGGGAAAACUCUUUCCAUGGAGAACAUCCAGUCACUGAAUGCUGCUUAUGCCACGUCUGGUCCAAUGUACAUGAGUGACAACGAGGUUGCUCUUGCCACCUCCUCCGACAUCCCGAAAAGUGGCAUGGCAACCGGACGAUUUGGUGGGAGCAUCCCAUAUGGUGUACGUGGAACAGUCACUGGGAGCACGCCUGAUAUGGCCAUGGUACCUACUGUGUCCACAGACUCCAUGAGCUUUGGAGGAGAGCUCCAUACAGCUUCCACAGUGCCACAUUCGUUGCGCCAGGCCAGGGACAACACCAUUAUGGAGUUGCAAGCGCAGCUGAAGGAGGUGUUGAGGGAGAAUGAGCUCAUGAGGAAGGAGGUGGAAGUGAAAGAGAGCAAACUCAGCUCAUCCAUGAGCUCCAUCAAGACCUUCUGGAGCCCUGAACUUAAAAAAGAAAGGGCACUCCGCAAGGAUGAGGCCUCCAAGAUAGCCGUGUGGAAGGAGCAAUAUCGUGCCAUUCAAGAUGAGACUCAGCACCUGCAGACCACAGUGCAGGCGCUUCAGGCUGAACUGCGCAUCCAACGUGACCUUAACCAGCUGCUCCAGCCGCCUGGGGAGCCGCUCACUCUUGAGCCAGGUGAGGAGCAAGAAAGGCAGGCUCGUGAGCUUGUCCUGCUCCGCCGCACCAUUCAGGAAAUGGAGCUGCGGCUGGAGACUCAGCGGCAGACGCUGGUUGCACGUGAUGACUCUGUCAAGAAGCUCCUGGAGAUGUUGCACAAUAAAGGGCCAUCAAGCAAGUCCAGCGAGGAAGACCACGAGCUCACGUGCCGCCUAGCCGACGCUGAGAUGCAUGCACAUCACUUGGAGAACCUGCUGGAGCAGCGGGAUAAAGAGAUGGUGGCUUUGCGAGAAGAGCUGCACCGGCGCCUUGAAGGGACCCCAGAGUCUACAAAAACCAAAGCUCUGCAAACUGUCAUUGAGAUGAAGGACUCACAGAUCAGCUCUCUGGAGCGAGGGCUCAGGGAGCUGGAGGACCAGGUCAUGAUGCUACGCUCUAGUAACAUGCUCACUUGCGAGGAGCGACAAGAGGAGGUGAAGCAGAUGGAGGUUUACCGAAACCACACUAAGUUCAUGAAGAACAAGAUGGACCAGGUGAAGCAGGACCUCUCUAGGAAGGACACCCAGCUCCUUGGCCUGCAGACCAAACUUGAGACGCUUACCAAUCAGUUCUCUGAUAGCAAACAGCAUAUUGAGGUGCUCAAAGAGUCCCUGACUGCCAAAGAACAGCGAGCUGCUAUUUUACAGACAGAGGUGGAUGCCCUGAGGUUGCGUCUUGAGGAGAAGGAAACGCUGCUGAACAAAAAGAGCAAGCAGAUCCAAGACAUGUCUGAGGAGAAGAGCACACUAAAUGGCGAGAUACAUGAUCUUAAAGACAUGCUGGAAGUCAAAGAACGAAAAAUCAAUGUGUUACAGAAAAAGAUUGAGAACCUGCAGGAGCAGCUGAGGGAUAAAGAGAAACAGAUGAGCAGCUUGAGAGAAAGAGUGAAAUCUCUGCAGACUGAUACUUCGAAUACAGAUACAGUUCUCAGCACCCUAGAGGACUCUCUGGCUGAGAAGGAACGAAUCAUCGAGCGGCUGAAGGAGCAGCGAGAUCGGGAGGAGCGGGAGAAGGCAGAGGAGUUGGACAGCAGUAAGAGAGAGCUAAAAGAGCUUAAAGAGAAAGUGAGCUUGCUGCAAGGAGACCUUUCAGACCGAGAAAAUUCUCUGCUGGACCUUAAAGAGCAUGCAUCAUCCUUAGCCUCGUCUGGGCUAAAAAAAGACUCCAAACUGAAAACUCUGGAGAUUGCCCUUGAGCAAAGGAGGGAAGAGUGCUCAAAACUGGAGAACCAGCUUAAAAAGGCCCAGAACGCAGCUGUUGAGGCACAGGCCAACUCAGAGCUCUCUAAGCGAAUUGCCUCACUAGAAGCUGAUGUGGUCAGGCACAGAGAGGAGUCUGGGAAGGCCCAGGCCGAAGUCGACCGACUGCUAGAGAUCCUACGCCAGAUGGAGAAUGAGAAGAAUGACAAAGACAGAAAAAUCAAUGAGCUUGAAAGUGUGGCUUCCAGGCAGAUGAAAGAGCAGGGCAAAAAACUGCCUGGAAAACACAGGGAGCCAGCUGGCAAAGGCCGCAGUGCCAAUGAUGGCCCACAGCAGGAGACUUUGAGGCAGAAGGCAGAGCGCAUUGAAGAGCUGGAAGAGGCACUGAGGGAGAGUGUGCAGAUGACAGCAGAGAGAGAGAUGGUGUUGGCACAGGAGGAGGCGGCACGGACUCACCAGGAGAAACAGAUGGAGGAGCUGCUUGGGGCAAUGGAGAAGGUAAAGCAAGAACUUGAGUCCAUGAAAGCCAAGAUGUCAUCCACCCAGCAAUCUCUGGCUGAGAAGGAAGCCCAUCUGACUACACUGCGGGCUGAGAGGAGGAGACAUCUGGAGGAAGUUCUCGAGAUGAAACAGGAGGCUCUGCUGGCUGCUAUCAGUGAGAAGGAUGCUAACAUUGCCCUGCUGGAGCUGUCCUCGUCCAAAAAGAAAAAGACACAUGAGGAAGUGGCACAGCUACGAAGGGAGAAGGAUCGACUGGUGCAGCAGCUCAAACAGCAGACACAGAAUCGGAUGAAGCUCAUGGCAGAUAACUACGAUGAUGGCCAUCUGAAAACGCCACCUGACCAGACCAACCACAAAGCUCCAAAAUCCCCUGAUCAGAUUAAAGCUGGGCGGAGAGCUGCAGUGACCAGGAGCUCUACAACUAGACACAUAACUACACCGUACAGCCAGAGAGGAGCCACCCCAUAACCCAUCCCUGUUUCUGUACAAAUCAAUCCUGACCAAAUCUCCCCGUACUCAGACAGGGCCUGUAUACCAACAAUUACUGUUGAAGCCUGGGUUGGUGAGAGUAAGACUGAAGCUGGGACUGUGACCUGGUCUCCUUUAAGAACAACAGUAAAUGGACCUUUAAUUCCAGGAACCGCCAGCUGUGAUCUAACGCUCCUCUUUCCGGGAUUCAUCUCUGCCCUCCUCUCCUCUUCUGUCCUCUCCUCUCAGCCGUUAUCCUCUGAUCUACAGAGCACAACAAACCUAAAAUAGUCAUCUCCUUGUCUUAAAAGCCCCAUUCAGGAGUUUUUGGUCUGUAGGUCUCCAAACUGUGUAUAAUCAGUAAAUUUUCCUGUAUAUACUGGAUAAAUAAUGGUUACGUUUUACGUUCGGAAUGAGCACCUGACAGCAAGUCCACAAAAAAAAAGAAGUAAAAGAAAAAAAUACCAAAAGAUCCUCACUGGGGCUUAAAUACAGGUGCAGUUGUCAAAUUCAGCAAUGUUAGCUGUGUUGUGAAUGCAUUUAUUUCAUUUUCUACUUCUGAUUACUGUUACAUUGUCCUGGUUGAUUACAGAUUUAGAAUGCCCUGCAAUGUGAUGGGUGGUGCUAUGUAAACAUUUAAAAAGUAACCUGAAUGCCAAACGUAUAUAAAAUAUAAUGCCAAUUUGACAGCUGCAUCUGCCGUUAGACUUGUGAGACUUGCGUUAACUUGUUGCCGUUUAGGUAGCUACCUUCUUGCACUUUCUUUACUGGUUGUACGCUUCUUUUUUGAAAAGAACUUUAGGACAUAAGCAUCAUAAAAGUGUUGAACGAAAAAUAUCAUCUCACCACGUAUGACACUCUGUCAGUGGUACAAAAUCAGGUACUGUACAUGUCACUUAAAUCCGACAUAACAGCUGCUAAAAUCAAUAGACAUAUAAUGUACGAUGUGUUUUUGUAGUGUUCAUGACAGUCAUACAACUCUUGUGAGGUGGCUGUGGGCUUUCAAUUUAAGUGUUAAUAUUUCCCUGUAUAGGCAGAAGAAGCACAGAGGUCCACUGUAGCAAUUAUUACAGGAAAGUAGGCUCCUGAAUUCAUCCUGCCACAUCUAGAGGUCUGAUUUAGGAGAGCACAUUGCUGGUUUUAUGUUCUCUCCUGAACGGCAAUGUCAUUCAGUCUUUCUCUUGCAGUAAUUUUUUUAAGUUGCAUUUGUGGCCUAUUGUCUUUGUGUAUUAAAAAAAAGAUAGUUCUCUUUAAAAAAAAAAAAAAGACAAAUUACAAAAGAGAUGAUAAAAGAUGAAAAGACGGGUAUGAGCAUUCUGACUUUGUAUAAAUGUGUAUGCAUAUAAAUAUGUAUUAUCAGUGUUUUUAAUCUCUGUGGGUUUUUUUUUUUUUUUUUUUUUUAUAAAUGUGCUUCAGAAACAGUUAAUUACAUUGACAAUUUAUUUAAUGUACUGUCCAUUUGCACUAAGUACAAACAGCUGCUUGGCAGCUAUUAUCCACAUUAAGAUUCACCAUUAGUCACAGCUCUCAAAAAUGGACCAACCUCAAGAUUAGAUUACAAGUUCAAACAAGUAACGAAAGAAAAGAGGCUAAUUCCAGUCAUUUUAUAGAGACUAUAGUCAUUAUAUAUUAAAAAACUAGGUUUGACAAUCUACUUGAUGCAGAAUCUGUGUUUGUAUGGAUAAUCACACAUACAUAGGCUAUGAAUUGUUACACGUUCAGCAUUUAGUUAUGAGCUCAAGAUAAUUUGCCAGAGUUUGUUAUUAUCAAAUUCUCUGCAUACACAUAUUAAGAGGCCAAACCCCAUCUCUAGUCUAGCUCAUUUUUUUUCCUUCAUGUUCACAAUAACAAACAGGUUAAUAGUGUAAAGAAAACAUGAACAUGUUUUAUAUUGUGAAAACUUACCGUGAUUUUUUACAACUAAAUAAUAUACUGAAUUAAAUUACACAUAAUAUCUACCAAUAAUUUAAAACAUUUAAGAGAUUGUAGGAAUAUAGAAAAUAAUAAUAAAAUAAGAAGCGAAUAGAAAAUAAUAAGCUAGGAUUGUAAAGUGUAUGAAAAAAAAAAAUAUAUUUUUUUUUUGUAACCAGUAAAUGUUGGUGUUGUGGUAUUACUUGGUGUUGGAGGGAAAAAUGACUAAUGGCCCAACCAUAGUUUAAAUAACAAAAAAUGGAAAUUUUAUGAAUACAAUUAAUUAAAUGAUAUUAAUUGUUGCUCUGUAAAUUAGUUUUUACAUAUUUUUCAUUUUCUGUAAAACAGAAUCCUUGGCCCAUACACAUACCAUGAAGCACUGAUAUCACUAUUUUCUAUGUAUAUUUAAAAAACUGUCCUCGAUUAUUAUAAUGGUAAAAUAUCGUUUACACAUUUUACUCAAAAUGAAAAAACUUUUCAUUAGUAUGUGUGUCUUAAUUCAUCAGUUGUUAUCAUUAGUUUAUUUUUCACUACAGAGUGAGCUAGACCUAAGACUGAGUGUUGAGUGUUUCAUUUACUUAAAAUAUACACAUUGAAGGCAUAGUACUAAUGCAUGUGCUCCACUCCACACAAAUGUACUGCUGCUAGACUAAACACAAUUUAUGUCUUACAUUUAAAGUUUAAAAUACAUAAACACAAUUCUAAACAAUUUAUUUUGAAUAUGAAUAGCAUUAAAUGUCUCGUUCCAGGCACUUGUUUUCUCACAAAAAUGUAAAAUUUAGUUUAAAUAAAAUUACUCAUAGUUCCUAGUAAAUUAUUUGCGCUUGUUCAGUAUUUACAGUACACUUUCAGCCUAUAGAUCACAAAAUAGAACAAGCUUUAAUAAAACAAGCUUUGGUUAUAUAAUAGAAUAACAGUUAUAAUAACAUAAUCUGCGGAGUAUUUCCAAAAGUCCUGGGAUUUUCACACACAGCAGCCAUUAUAGUUUACAUGCUAUGGGAGAGAACAUUAAACACUGAGUGAGCAACAUUUCUGCAAGCGGAAACAUCUUGAUGAGGUCUGAAAAGAAUGGGCAGACUGAAAGCUCACAGGAAGUCUAUGGAAUCUAUAGAUAUGUAGAUAGCAUCACUACUACAAUGGUGAGUUAAAAAGCAUGUCACGAUGCAAUGUUGAAUACAGCAAAUGUGCUAUAACAGCAGAAAUUAUUGACUAAGGCUCACAAUAAUGUAAACUCUAAAAACUUUAGAUAAACGCACAGGAAUAAAGUGAAUGGUGAGUGUAUAUGACAUUUAUAAAUAAAUAUAAGAGGGUAUUCGAUGAAAGGGUGAGAAUAAACCAAUAAGACCAUUCACCGUUUGAAAGCAUGGAGCAUGUUGGAUUAAUUAAGAGCAUCAGUGAGAAAAAAUUAGAAAGAUAUAAGCCCAAAGCUUAAUGAAGUCAAGCUUUUCAGAGUGCAAACAUUUGGACUUGAUAUUAUUUAUUGUUCAUUCAGAAGAAGAAACAAUUCCAGAUGUUUAUUUAGUAUUUUGCAGUUUGUCAUACACAAGAUUUCUGCAAAGAAAGAGAUUAUCUUAAGUACUCUUUUAUUGGGAAUAAAAAGCUGUGAUGAGCAAUGGGCCAUGAGAAGCCUUGUCUGUUCCAAAUCACAUCACUGUCACUAUAAGAGAGCUGAAAAUGGCUGAAUAUUGUUCACUAGCUUGGAAGUACAGACUGAAGGAUAUUCAGAUGUUUAUGUGAGCUGGUUUAUGGAAAAAUCACAGUGUUUACAUAGGCAGAGACACUGACUGGUUGAACCAUCGCAGGUGGAAUUCAAGCCAUGACGUUUCAUGGGCACUUUACAAAAAUAGCCCUAACCAUACAUGGUAACAUCUUUGUGAUUUGUUCUAUUAAACAAUUUGAAGGCUAUAUUUAAUAUGUGCAUAAUAAAAAAUAUAUAUUUCCUGA